UUUGCAGGUUGUUGAUUGAGCUUUCAGAAGGAUCAGUAGAUGGUUACUUUCUAGUCCAGUUCCCUGUGCAGUAGAAUUUUGGAAAUGAGUUUGAUUUCACGACUGAGGCAUCAUUUGCCUUGUGCACUCUUGAGACAAUCUGUUCAAUCCAAUGUGGUUAACUCCCAUUUUGUUACCUCAACUGUCUUUACUCGACACUUUGGUCAGCCUGCUAGGAAAGAGGAAGAAGAGGAGGAAGAAGUAGAGAUUGACCAGAGAAAGCUUCCAGCUGAUUAUGAUCCUGCAAAUUUUGAUCCUACGGAGCAUCGCAGUCCUCCAUCGGAUAGGGUAUGGAAGCUUGUGGAUGAAGUUUCGGGACUUACCUUGGUUGAAGUUUCAGAACUGUCUUCCAUUCUUAUGAAGAAGUUGGGUAUGACCGAGCAACCAAUGGUUGGGGUUAUGAAGGCAGGGGCAGCUGGAUUGGCAGCAGCAGCUAUGAAGGGACCAGAAGCAGCUAAGGAGGAAAAGAAACCAGAGAAAACUGUUUUUGAACUUAAACUGGAGUCAUAUGAGCCUGCUCAAAAGAUAAAGAUAAUCAAAGAAGUCCGAAGUUUUACUGAUUUGGGACUCAAGGAAGCAAAGGACUUAGUUGAGAAAACUCCAGCUGUUUUCAAGAAGGGAGUGCCAAAGGAAGAAGCAGAACAAAUAAUUGAGAAAAUGAAAGCUGUUGGAGCAAAAGUUGUUAUGGAAUGACCAUGAACAAAAUAUCUUCUCUGAAAUCAGGUUCAUCCAAAAGUAUUUUGGAACUAGAUUAUGCUUCAUUCAGCUAUGCAGUUUUGUAGUCUACUUUUCAUUCCUUUUCCAAAACCACUCGGUGUGGCUCACGAAUAAGUUUGUCCAUC
Molecule: messenger RNA, 881 nt
Organism: Solanum verrucosum
Lineage: Eukaryota; Viridiplantae; Streptophyta; Magnoliopsida; Solanales; Solanaceae
Exons: 1
Coding region: 85-732 (215 amino acids)
Biological process (GO): translation
Cellular component (GO): ribosome
Molecular function (GO): structural constituent of ribosome
Source: RefSeq, a predicted model, not a curated record